UAAGUUUGUUAUUGACGUAGGUCAGGGGGAAGCCCGCACUGGUUUCUCGCCAAUAGACGGUUGUUGCCUCGGUGUUUACUGGCUUCCCUGGAACUGGCAACAGUGUUGUCCUUCACAUUCACACAGCAGAGCAAUGAGCCGAAACUGCACUCAGGGACGUUUCUUAUUUCUCACCUCGGAACAAUCGAUAAGCUAAUUCCUGGCCGCCACUGAUCUCCUACGGCCAUCCACCGAUAACUCCUCCACGGCAAGUGCCUUGUUUCCUCUGAUUUCUUUGAUAUCGCACGUUCAUAGCGAUUGCCAGCAGUUGACCCAAGUGCCCCAAUCGCUCGUGUCUUCCGUUUCUAAGGCGGGGCCGAGCGACACUCAUCUACCGAGAUCUCAGAUUCUUUUGUCAGACAAAAUCCAUCGAUGGCAUCCUCGGCAUACUACAAGAUCUCCUACUUAGAGAAUCAGCUUGUCCGGCGAGCUGUGAGCAACGACUGUUCAGGGUGGAGCUGCCUGAGUGAUGCCGCGCAGAUGGGUAUCAUUCUUGUGCUUAUCGCCUCUUUAGCAGCCGUAAGCUAUCUGUACUGGCGGUUCAAGAUCAAGCCCAAUCUGCAGGCCGAGCUCAACGGCAGUUGCAGUGGCAGUCAUGGCCGAGUCAGUGGCUAUUGGGAAGUCACAAGGAGGGAUCCAAACAGGGUUUCAAUUACCAUUUAUCCAGAGCCAAGGUCGCCGCCGAGAGAUGAGGAACAUGGCCUGACAGAAACGCGGGACCAAGGACACACCAAAGGAAACUGUGGAUCGCCUCGGACAGAGGAGAUCACUACCGAUCAAGCACACAACUCACUUGGCUAUGUGGCUACCCCUGAUAUUCACGUGGUCCCCCCCCAACCGCCUCCAAUCGUUUGGGCCGUCGCACCCUCUUCAACUAUUCCCCCUCCGCCUCCAUUCGGGCCUCCGGUUGUCCUCGCUGCUGGCCCUUCUGUUGCUCCUUUACAGGCCGGCACACUCGGCUUCGGCACCACGGCAGGUCCUUGUCAGCCGGAUGUCCCACCUCCGUACUUCGGUUACGCAGCGCCUCAGAACACUCAAAUCCAGCAUCCAGGGCCCGAUAAAGUGGCGACUGCCCAACCCACUGGAGCACCUCCGCCAGCCAGGCCGUCAGUGCCUCCGAGAGAUAUCCAUGCUGAGCCGGCCCCGGUGACCCCAGCUACCGAGAAUCGGGGUCAGAGGCGGCGUUGGUUUUUCUUGGGCAACCGGUCCCCGACAGUCGGCCAUGCCAGGACCCUGUCUAAUUCAUCGUCUGCGGAAACUCGGUCGAAGUCGCCUUCACCACCGCCGCCUUCAGUCUCCCCACCAAGUUCUGAUCAUGGAGGUCGUUCAUCAAGACAUCGCUCCAAUACGCAGCCGCGACCUUUCCCAUCUGGGCGCCGCGAAACCCGUCGGCACCGUACCGACUCGUCGUCUCGGUCUGAGUCCGGCCUUAGCUCCAGCUACAUCAAUGCGAGCGUCGAGGUUGUCUUCGACAACCAACACCGCCACCCGCAAUCCCGGCACCAUGUCCACCAGCCUGGUGGCCCGGACAGGCGGGGCCGUCGUGAUGGUCGCCGAGAUGCAGACCUGGCUCCCUCGGAUAUGAUUCCCCUGUCCCGAUUAGGCCAUUCACGGCGUCGCUCUUUUCCUGGCUCAAGAAGGCAACCAAGCCCUGACAUACAGUUCCCAAGCCCUGAGCGUCGCCGGGCGAGCGUGUCAUUCGAGGUCCCCAGAGACUCCGAUGUCAUGACGACUACCUGUUCGUCACAAACUCCAGAACCACCCAAGCGUUCUGGUACUCGAGCUCGGCGCUCACAGAGCGACAGUCACGACGGCAUCCGCCGACAGCCCUCGCAAUCCAGACGGAGAAGCGAGCAGCCCUCUUUGGCGGGCCAGAUCAUCGAGACCUUCUAUCUGAUGCGGCGGCCUUUGCGUGGUGAAGAGCAAGGAGGAAGAUGGAAGGAAGCACGUCAGUGAGGAGAAAUGUGUGGGUUACGUAACAGUUGGAGGACCUCAUUAGGUCCAUGACGGGUGUGUUAAUCGGAUCAGUCGGUUGAAACUGACACAGGAGGCCAUCCAGUGGAUCUGAUGUACGACAAACGAUGUCUGAAGUUGACCUGGCGGGAAUGGUAGGAGAGGGAGGAAUGUUCGUUGUUAGGUUACUAUGUCAGACUAGACAGCCUGUGAGCGAUUGAUUACUGUACCUUGCUUAUAAACAAU
Messenger RNA from Parathielavia appendiculata, 2238 nucleotides. RefSeq lists its product as uncharacterized. The record is from RefSeq and is a predicted model, not a curated record. Bases 412 to 1995 code for a protein of 527 amino acids. Lineage: Eukaryota; Fungi; Ascomycota; Sordariomycetes; Sordariales; Chaetomiaceae. The transcript is spliced from 2 exons.